Cladophialophora yegresii CBS 114405 is the source of this 927-nucleotide messenger RNA. Its product is annotated as ribose-phosphate pyrophosphokinase 3. Gene Ontology annotation, molecular function: ribose phosphate diphosphokinase activity; magnesium ion binding. Lineage: Eukaryota; Fungi; Ascomycota; Eurotiomycetes; Chaetothyriales; Herpotrichiellaceae. The coding region runs from base 1 to 927 and encodes 308 amino acids. Gene Ontology annotation, biological process: ribonucleoside monophosphate biosynthetic process; purine nucleotide biosynthetic process; 5-phosphoribose 1-diphosphate biosynthetic process. The transcript is spliced from 3 exons. Gene Ontology annotation, cellular component: ribose phosphate diphosphokinase complex; cytoplasm. The record is from RefSeq and is a predicted model, not a curated record.
AUGUCCCUAACCGAGCUUGAAUGGACGAAUAUAGGAGGGAGUCAUCCAGACUUCGCCGAACUUGUAUGCCACAGGCUGGGGGAGGAUUCACCGUCCACAAAACUCACAUCAUCGCGGUUUUCGAAUGGCGAGACCAGUAUUGUCAUUGGAAACUCGGUCCGUGGCGCCGAUCUGUUUAUCAUCCAGACAGCAGCAGAACCAGUCAACGACAUGCUCAUGGAACUAUUAAUUACGAUCAGCGCCUGCAAGACUGCCUCCGCCAGGAAGAUCACCGCCGUGCUCCCCUGUUUCCCUUAUUCGAGGCAAGACAAGAAAGACCGCAGCCGGGCUCCCAUCACGGCUAAACUGGUGGCCAACAUGCUUGAGACAGCCGGCUGCAAUCAUAUCAUCACUAUGGACUUGCAUGCCUCACAAAUCCAAGGCUUCUUCAAUAUCCCCGUGGACAAUCUCUAUGCUGAGAGUGCAAUGGUCGAGUACAUUCGAAGUAAUAUGCCCCUGGACAACGUCGUCAUUGUGUCUCCUGACGCAGGUGCUGCUAUCAUUGCGGACAAGCUGCGUCUUGAUCUAGCCCUCAUCCACAAAGAGCGUAAAGUCGCCAGUAAAAUCAGUCGUAUGAUUCUGGUUGGAUCGGUACUCAAUAAGACGGCCGUUAUUGUUGACGACAUCGCGGACACAUGUGGCACCCUGAUCAUGGCGGCGGACGUAUUGAAGAACCACGGUGCCAUCAGUUGCCGCGCCGUCGUUGUCCAUGGAUUUCUCUCGGGUCCUGCAAUCCAGAAGAUCGAGGAGAGCUCUUUGGAGAGACUCGUGGUCACAAACACCCUUCCCCUAUCACCGAGCGCUCAAAAAUGUCCCAAAAUCGAGUCCAUCGACGUCAGUGGCAUCAUUGCAGAAGCAAUCCGACGGACACACCAUGGUGAAUCGUAA